Aptenodytes forsteri (emperor penguin) is the source of this 924-nucleotide messenger RNA. RefSeq names its product transcobalamin 2 (gene TCN2). Gene Ontology annotation, biological process: cobalamin transport. Lineage: Eukaryota; Metazoa; Chordata; Aves; Sphenisciformes; Spheniscidae. The coding region runs from base 1 to 924 and encodes 307 amino acids. The record is from RefSeq and is a predicted model, not a curated record. The transcript is spliced from 5 exons. Gene Ontology annotation, molecular function: cobalamin binding.
AUGCUGCGGGGCCGGUGCUUGGGGUGGGCUCGGCCCCCUCCUGCCCCCCCUGACCCUCCGCUCCCUCUCCCCGGGGCCGUGGCGGGUAGAAGCCCCGGGAGAGGCGCGGUGCGGGCACUGAGCGCCCGGCUGCUGGGGCUGGCGGUGGACCCGGCACGGGACCCCGACCCCAGCGUCUACCUGGCCCUUCGCCUGGCCGACGACCACGACCUGCGCAGGGAGGAGCAGUACCUGGCACGGCUGCAGGACGCCUUCCAGCGCCGCUACAGCUGGAAAAUCCCAGCGCCCCUACAGCUGGGCCCGGGGCCGGGGCGGCUGGCGCUAUACCUGCUGGGGCUGCGGGCCACUUGUCCCUCGCCGGAGCCCGGUCCCCAGCGUUCACUGGUGACGUGGCUGAAGUACUACCUGGAGGAGGACUGGGCAGGCUCCCGGCAGCACGGCCACCCCCUCAACGGUUACUACCAGUACAGCCUGGGCGUGCUGGCGCUGUGCGUCCACCGCAAGCGGGUGCGGGAGGAGGUGAUCCGCCGGCUCCUGGUGGCCGAGCAGCACGGCAGGUUCGGGCACAUCGGUGGCAGCGCCGCGGACACGGAGGCGGUGGCGGCGCUGGCCUUCACCUGCCUGGAGCGGGAGCGGCUGGUGGGGGCCAGGCUGGCGGCGGAGCUGCGGGCGGCCACGCGCAGGACGAGGAGGAGGAUGGUCGAGGCGCAGGGCCGGGACGGCUUCUUCAGCAAUGUCUACAGUACCUCGUGGGCCAUGCAGGUCUUCAUCGCCACCAACACGUGCCGGAUGCAGCCGGCGUACGGCCGGGCCAUGGCUGCGCUGCUGGAGAACCUGGACGCCUUCACCACCGCCGCGACCAUGGCCCAGGCGCUGCCGGUGCUGCAUGGCCACUCAUACCUCGUGCCAGGAGGAGCCGGGUAG